Diaporthe citri is the source of this 1500-nucleotide messenger RNA. RefSeq lists its product as uncharacterized. Gene Ontology annotation, biological process: zinc ion transmembrane transport. Gene Ontology annotation, cellular component: plasma membrane. NCBI's taxonomy places the organism in Eukaryota, Fungi, Ascomycota, Sordariomycetes, Diaporthales, Diaporthaceae. The record is from RefSeq and is a predicted model, not a curated record. Gene Ontology annotation, molecular function: zinc ion transmembrane transporter activity. The coding region runs from base 1 to 1500 and encodes 499 amino acids. The transcript is spliced from 4 exons.
AUGUUGUCUCUUAAACACUUAUCCACAAUUUCUUUGCUGUGGGCUAUCUCGACACCCCUCGUGAGCGGCCAAAGGACAACAUACACGGGCUGCCACAACCACACGGAAGCCAGUGCCACCGUCGAGUACUGCUACGGGCCGGACGGUGCGGAGACGGCGCGUGCGACUCAUGCCAUCACCGGAUCUGCGAGCCUCCCGGAGAGCGUGAGCGCGUCAGCCACCGCAGAGGCUCAAACCACUGCUGUGACAGGAUGCCAUAGCCACGAAACAGCCGUGUUUUGCAUCAACGGGGCGGGCGAGGAGGUGCACGUCGAGGCCACCCCGACAGGAGAGGUCCCUCCAGCGUACACCGGCUGCCAUGCGCACGAUGCUGAGAUGUUCUGCAUGGACCCUGACGGCAACGACGUCGCGGUUCAUGCUGAGGGCGAGGCUGCUGGAGAAGAAGGCCAUGGGGAAACACAUGGAGAAUCGGAGGAACAGAACUGCCAUUUCCAUGCCGGCGUUGAGCACUGUGUUGGUGGUAGUGGUGAGAGUGAAGGCGUCUCUUGCGGCCUUCGCGAGCGCGAGUACAACGUCGGGCUGCGAGUUGGUUCGCUCUUCAUAGUUCUCGUCACCAGCGCCAUCGGUGUCCUCGCUCCCUUGCUCCUGCACAAGCUCGUGAUUGGGAGCAUUGGUGCGAAUAUCCUGAUGGCCGUCAAGCAAUUCGGCACUGGUAUCAUCAUCUCCACCGCCUUCAUCCAUCUGUAUACACACGCAAAUUUGAUGUUCACCAAUGAGUGCAUCGGCGAGCUCUCGUACGAGGGAACUACCAGCGCCAUAGCAAUGGCCGGAAUUUUCCUGUCGUUCCUGGUUGAGUACGUCGGCCUCCGUAUUGUUGCUGCGCAUGCGGCCCGAAACCCCAAGACGCCCACGGCACAGACGCUCGGAGACCAAGGGAAGGGCGAAUCGAGCAGUCCACCCCCUGAACCGAGCCGGACAGCCUUCGAGUCGCUCGACCACCACCACGUCGGGCCAAACAGCCACCUCUCCGUCCUGGUCAUGGAGGCUGGUAUCCUCUUCCACAGCAUUUUGAUCGGCCUAACGCUCGUCGUUGCCGGGGACUCGUUCUACCAGACACUGCUCAUAGUGAUAGUCUUUCACCAGUUCUUCGAAGGUCUUGCCCUUGGUGCCCGGAUCUCUCUGCUGCCUGGUUCGAUCUUCCCGUGGAAGUUCGCCAUGGCCAUCGCAUUUGCGCUGAUCACGCCCAUCGGGAUGGCGAUCGGUAUUGGCGUGCUGAACACGUUUAAUGGAAACAACCCCAGCACGGUCAUUACUUUCGGAACUCUCGAUGCGUUGUCUGCGGGCAUCCUCGUCUGGGUUGGAGUGGUGGACAUGUGGGCGAGAGACUGGGUCAUCGAAGGUGGCGAGCUCCUCUCGAGCGGUGCCUUGAAGACGCUUGGUGCUGGGGCCUCGCUUUGCGCUGGAAUGGUCCUGAUGGGCGUGCUUGGGAAGUGGGCUUAG